Scleropages formosus (Asian bonytongue) is the source of this 1474-nucleotide messenger RNA. It is a transcript of the gene rbm17, whose product is annotated as RNA binding motif protein 17. Gene Ontology annotation, cellular component: precatalytic spliceosome. Gene Ontology annotation, biological process: mRNA cis splicing, via spliceosome; alternative mRNA splicing, via spliceosome. The record is from RefSeq and is a predicted model, not a curated record. The transcript is spliced from 13 exons. Gene Ontology annotation, molecular function: RNA binding. The coding region runs from base 137 to 1405 and encodes 422 amino acids. NCBI's taxonomy places the organism in Eukaryota, Metazoa, Chordata, Actinopteri, Osteoglossiformes, Osteoglossidae.
GACAAUAUGGCGCCUCGCGUGUCGAAGUAGCGUCACGUACCGAGGAUUUUCAGAGAGAAAGACGCCAAGGAAGCCAAUAUCGUAUUACAUGGAGGGUUUUGUUUGACGUUACGCAUCCUCUUGAAUUCUUGCAACAAUGUCGCUCUAUGAUGAUUUGGGUGUUGAGACCAGUGACAAGACUGAGGGCUGGUCCAAAAACUUCAAACUUCUGCAGUCUCAGCUGCAGGUGAAGAAGGCUGCACUCACGCAAGCAAAGAGUCAGCGUUCGAAGCAGACUACUGUUCUUGCCCCAGUGAUUGACUUGAAGAGGGGCAGCUCUGGUGAUGACAAACAGGUCACAGACACAUCCCCCCAUCUGGCUGCAGGCCUUAAGGACACAGUGCCCAGCGGGUUUCCCAUGGGGGAUGUGCUUAUGCCGCUGGCUGAUGAGUACGACCCUAUGUUCCCCAACGAGUAUGAGAAGGUGGUGAAAAGGCACCGGGAGGAGAGGCAGCGGCAGCGCGAGCAAGAGAGGCAGAUGGAGAUAGAGGAGAGAGAGAAGAAGCGUAAGGAAUGGCACGAAGGUGGGGCUCCCAGUGGAUUCUCCCGCUUCCCUGCUGAGGGAGAUUCUGAUGAAGAGGAUGAGUAUGAGAAGGAGAAGAAGAAAAGGACUAUGGGUGGCGCUGCAAUUGCCCCACCCACUUCAUUGGUGGAAAAGGACCGAGAAUUGCUACCCCCUGCGUAUGCCUAUGAUGACGAGGGCCGACCCCGCGGCCCCUCGUCAAAGGCUGCUAUCCCUCCGCCUGUGUUUGAGGAUUCAGACCGCCCUCGCUCCCCCCCUGGUCCCACAAGCUCUUUCCUGGCAAACAUGGGUGGUACCGUGGCCCACAAGAUCAUGCAGAAAUAUGGCUUCCGUGAAGGCCAAGGGCUGGGUAAACACGAGCAGGGAUUGAGCACUGCCCUGUCUGUGGAGAAGACCAGCAAAAGAGGUGGCAAGAUCAUCGUGGGAGACCUGACUGAGAAGGGAGGCAAUCAAGUUGGACCAGAGACCCCAGGCUUUACCACGGGGGCUGCAGAUGCGGGAAAAAAGACAGAAACCAACCCACUGACAGAAAUUCUGAAAUGUCCCACCAAGGUGGUGCUGUUGAGGAACAUGGUGGGAAGAGGAGAGGUGGAUGAGGACCUGGAGGCUGAGACUAAGGAGGAAUGUGAGAAAUAUGGCAAAGUGACAAAGUGUGUCAUCUUUGAGAUCUCGGGGGUGUUGGAUGACGAGGCUGUCCGGAUAUUCCUGGAGUUUGAGAGAGUGGAGUCUGCCAUUAAAGCUGUUGUGGAUCUGAAUGGUCGGUAUUUCGGCGGACGAGUGGUGAAGGCCUGCUUUUACAACCUGGAUAAGUUCCGAAUAUUGGACCUGGGGGAUCAAGUGUGACUGGAUGGCACAGUUAUAAGAUUCCGGUCCGUUCUUCCCUGUGUGUUGCUAUAAACAUUUUUUUUAAUU